UAUAAAAUUCAAAUUUUAAAGAAUAAAUUGAGGCAUUUAAUUUAAUCUUCCUUGGGUUUUAUUAUUCACCCUUUGUCAAAAAAUUCAUAGAAUGACAGACUAACACUCAUUAUCUGUUUAGGUUUCACUGUUUGAAAAGGGGAGGACACCUCGGAUUGUGAAUCUUAGAGAAAUCAAGGAUAUGCAGACGUUAUAUAUAAAUACAGCAGCAGAAAGCUUUGAGUUCAAAGCUUCUGUUGAAGGAAAUGGAAUAGUGGAAGGAAUUAUACGUUACCAUCCUUUCUUAUAUUACAAAGAAACCUAUCCUAUCUUUUCAAAUGAAGAUGAUGAAGGUGAAGAUGAAGAAGAGGAAUGUUAUAUAAUAGAAAAAAGAGCCAGAGGGGAAAACGCUAUUUUUGAAUGUUUUUGGAAUGGAAGAUUAAUCCCAUAUACAACUGUAGCCGACUUUGAAUGGUGUGCUUUGCCCAAAAAGAAAGGGUCCGUUCCAAUUGAAUGUUACAACCGAAUAUCUGGAGUAUUAUUUACAGAUGGCAGCUUUGAAGUCACCACAAACAAACUGACUUUCAUAAAUUUGGAAUCAAAGUUGAAAGAUAGAAAUACAAUUUUUACAAAAGUGAUUAAUGGAAGGGAAUACAGAAUGAAUGAUAAGCAAUUUGCAUCAUGGCUCAAGAAUUGCCAUGAAAAGUAUGAUAAAGAAAUCAAAUUUUUUGAGUGUGAUGGAUCAGUUGUACGUACUGAUAAGGCUUCUAAAAGAAUACUGUCACCUUGGACUAAAUAUUUGGCAAUUGAAUGGGAUGGAAAAAUAUAUAAAAAAGGGCAGUUGGUAAAAAUGGGACGAUCAAAUAAAAAAGCUUCACUUUAUGGCAGAAUACAACAUUUUUAUUUAUAUGGAGAUUAUGAUGGAAUUGUCUAUGCUCCUGGUGGAGAGGUUGAAAUAACUUUG
This is a messenger RNA of Notechis scutatus (mainland tiger snake), 943 nucleotides long. The record is from RefSeq and is a predicted model, not a curated record. NCBI's taxonomy places the organism in Eukaryota, Metazoa, Chordata, Lepidosauria, Squamata, Elapidae.